CUUUAUAAUGUCGUCAUGUACGUGGUGGGGACUGGAUAUUUUUCUUCUUCCUCUGCAGUUGUCGAGUUGUUGAUCGCGGCUCACGACUGUUUCAGUCUCACCUGUAACAUGGAGGGCAUCGUGCGAGUGCUUCAGGGCGCCCGCCACCUUAGCCACGCCUACCUCGCUCCAGGAGAGCACUACAGCCUGCUGGUGCGUCUGCUAACAGGUAUCGGCAGAUACAAUGAAAUGACGUACGUCUUCGACCUGCUGCAUCAAAACCAUCGCUUUGAGAUGCUGCUGAGAAAGAAGGUGGACAUGGACCGAGGACAGUGCUCCAGUCUGAAGACGGCUCUGCUGGACUACAUCAAACGCUGCCUCCCCGCCGACAGCGAGAAGCACAACAUGGUGGCGCUGUGCUUCAGCAUGAGGAGGGAGAUCGGAGAGAACCACGAGAUGGCUGCCAGGACGCAGCUGAAGAUCAUCGAGGCUCAGCCGUGGGUCGUCACUCCUGACCUGGAGAGCUCGCUGGUCAAAGUGUUGGGUCUGCUGAAGGACGCUGCGGAGAGUUUCUCCAAGGACUCGUGUUUGCGUCAGGCGACCCGCUGCGUGAGGACGGCCAAGCUCGUCGCUCUUCAGCUCCACUUCCUCAGACAGGAACUGGACGUACGUGUCAUCAACCUGCGACCGGCGGAGCUGCUGAACACCAUCGUCGCGCUGCCGCGAUGUUACCAGGUGUUUGUGGUGUCGGAGGCGUACGGCUACAGUCCAGACUGGGCGGAGAUUCUGUACGAGAAGGUCGUAGUGAAGGGAGACUUUGUUUACCUGGAGGAGCUCAAACGCCACCGCCCGCUCACCUCCGGCCUGUUUGAGGACAUUUUCAAGAAGCUGGACGCCGCCCCCAGCAGCGUCACGCCCAACGUGAAGCGCCUGCUGACGCACUGCGACGACGUGUACAGCUGCUACAGACUGGCCUACCAGCAGAAUCUGAACGACGUGGCAGAAACGCUGCUGCAGGACGCCAAGACGUCCAACUACCUUAACGACAGACUCGCCAGCUGAUCCGUUCAGGCUCCACAGAACCACAGAACAUUUCAAUGUACAAAAUGUAUUUAUGAUGAUGAUAAUAAUAAUAAUAAAAAGAAUAAAAACGAG
Molecule: messenger RNA, 1134 nt
Organism: Solea senegalensis (Senegalese sole)
Lineage: Eukaryota; Metazoa; Chordata; Actinopteri; Pleuronectiformes; Soleidae
Product: spatacsin-like
Exons: 7
Coding region: 16-1041 (341 amino acids)
Biological process (GO): axon extension; synaptic vesicle transport; axo-dendritic transport
Cellular component (GO): axon; synapse; dendrite
Source: RefSeq, a predicted model, not a curated record